UUUUACUUCUUGAACACUGCACGCUCUAUAGAUGUCUGUGAGAACUAAGGUAUUGUACGUGUAUAUAUACAAAAAUUUACAACAAUCAAUGUGGCUUAGCUAUAUAUAGAAAUUUCUAACACAUGAAUAUAGCUAAACAACAAUCCACCCCGAUAAUAUGAACUUUUGAAACGUUAUUAAGCAUUUUAUUACUUGUACACAUAUUAUUGGUGUAUAGAAAGAUAUAUUAGUGCAGUGAGUGUAGUGAGUGUUUGAUUAAAAAAGUGUAAUAAAAAAAAAAUGGCUCGUACAAAACAAACAGCCCGUAAAUCGACUGGUGGUAAAGCCCCACGUAAACAAUUGGCAACCAAAGCAGCUCGUAAAAGUGCUCCUGCAACUGGUGGUGUUAAGAAACCUCAUCGUUAUCGUCCCGGUACAGUGGCAUUACGUGAAAUUCGUCGUUACCAAAAAAGUACAGAACUAUUAAUCCGCAAAUUACCAUUUCAACGUUUAGUACGAGAAAUUGCUCAAGAUUUCAAAACAGAUUUACGUUUCCAAAGUUCUGCUGUUAUGGCUCUACAAGAAGCAAGUGAAGCAUAUUUGGUCGGUUUGUUUGAGGAUACAAAUUUGUGCGCCAUUCACGCAAAGCGUGUCACAAUUAUGCCAAAAGAUAUUCAAUUAGCCAGACGUAUUCGCGGAGAACGUGCUUAAUUGAAUUGAAGAAGAUAUAUAUCCAAACGGUCCUUUUCAGGA
Messenger RNA from Bactrocera oleae (olive fruit fly), 732 nucleotides. The record is from RefSeq and is a predicted model, not a curated record. NCBI's taxonomy places the organism in Eukaryota, Metazoa, Arthropoda, Insecta, Diptera, Tephritidae.